AUGAACUUUCAAACGAGCAAAGUCGUAGAGGUACACAUACCUUUGUGGUUUCUUUCUAUCUAUCUAUCUAUCUAUCUAUCUAUCUAUCUAUCUAUCUAUCUAUCUAUCUAUCUUCAGUCUGCUCGUGUCUGUCUGUCUGUCUAUAUAUUUUCAGCCUGUCCUAUCUAUCUAUCUAUCUAUCUAUCUAUCUAUCUAUCUAUCUAUCUAUCACAAUCUGUUUUUAUCUAUCUAUCUGUCUAUCACAGUCUGUUUUAUCUAUCUAUCUAUCUAUCUAUCUAUCUAUCUAUCUAUUCCAGUCUGUUUUAUCUAUCACAGAUUUUUUUAAUCUAUCUAUCUAUCUAUCUAUCUAUCUAUCUAUCUAUCUAUCUAUCUAUCUAUCACAAUCUGUUUUUAUCUAUCUGUCUAUCACAGUCUGUUUUAUCUAUCUAUCUAUCUAUCUAUCUAUCUAUCUAUCUAUCUAUCUAUCUAUCACAAUCUGUUUUUAUCUAUCUAUCUGUCUAUCACAGUCUGUUUUAUCUAUCUAUCUAUCUAUCUAUCUAUUCCAGUCUGUUUUAUUUAUCACAUAUUUUUUCUAUCUAUCUAUCUAUCUAUCUAUCUAUCUAUCUAUCUAUCUAUCUAUCUAUCUCAAUAUAUAAUCCUAGUGGGUUUGUUCUUUCCAUUAUCUAUCUAUCUAUCUAUCUAUCUAUCUAUCUAUGUACAUUAUUCAUCUAUGUCUGUCUGUCUCUAUCUAUCUAUCUAUCUAUCUAUCUAUCUAUCUAUCUAUCUAUCUAUAUCUAUCUCAGUCUUUCCAUUAUCUAUCUAUCUAUCUAUUAUAAUGAAGACAUAUCAGAGUCUGUCUGUCUGUCUGUCUCUCUCUCUCUCUCUCUCUCUGUCUCUCUCUCUCUCUCUGACUGGCUUCAGGAAGUUCUUUCCAUUAUCUAUCUAUCUAUCUAUCUAUCUAUCUAUCUGAUGUAA
Acanthosepion pharaonis is the source of this 954-nucleotide messenger RNA. The record is from the annotation of a GenBank genome assembly. Lineage: Eukaryota; Metazoa; Mollusca; Cephalopoda; Sepiida; Sepiidae.